Neofelis nebulosa (Clouded leopard) is the source of this 9633-nucleotide messenger RNA. RefSeq names its product lysine-specific demethylase 6A-like. The record is from RefSeq and is a predicted model, not a curated record. Gene Ontology annotation, cellular component: MLL3/4 complex. The coding region runs from base 331 to 4692 and encodes 1453 amino acids. Gene Ontology annotation, molecular function: protein binding; histone H3K27me2/H3K27me3 demethylase activity; RNA polymerase II cis-regulatory region sequence-specific DNA binding. The transcript is spliced from 30 exons. Lineage: Eukaryota; Metazoa; Chordata; Mammalia; Carnivora; Felidae. Gene Ontology annotation, biological process: regulation of gene expression; heart development.
ACGGAGAUUUGGGGUUCGCCCUGUAACACAAUUACAACAACUUUGUGCUGGUGCUGGCGAAGUUUGUGAUUCUAGGAAAUCCUCCUAGUGCUGCGAGCUUCCGCCUCUUCUGCUGUCCCCGCCUACUCCGCGAUGUGAUCCAGUAGCCGAGCCCCGCAGCCCGUGCUGUUUCUGCCACCACCUUGGGAUUUUUUUCAUCGCCGUCAUCCGAGGUAGGGGAGGCAACGGCGAUAAAGUGCUAUUUUCACGCGGCACAUCUUUUCGAGCUCUGGACUAGAGGUUGGUGGACUUGUGGGUUUCGGCGUUGGACUUUAAAUUUGUUGUGUUCUAAUGAAAUCCUGCGGAGUAUCGCUCGCUACCGCCGCCACUGCUUUCGGUGAUGAGGAAAAGAAAAUGGCGGCGGGAAAAGAGAGCGGCGAGAGCAAGGAGGGGUCCUGUAGCUUGACAGCCGAAGAGAGGGAGGCACUCGGCGGAUUGGACAGCCGUCUCUUUGGGUUCGUGAGGCUCCACGAAAAUGGCGCCAGGACUAAGACCCUCUUGGGGAAGGCUGUUCGCUGCUACGAAUCUUUAAUCUUAAAAGCUGAAGGAAAAGUGGAGUCUGAUUUCUUUUGUCAAUUAGGUCACUUCAACCUCUUAUUGGAAGAUUAUCCAAAAGCAUUAUCUGCAUAUCAGAAAUACUACAGUUUACAGACUGACUACUGGAAGAAUGCUGCCUUUUUAUACGGCCUUGGUUUGGUUUACUUCUACUACAAUGCAUUUCACUGGGCAAUUAAAGCAUUUCAAGAGGUGCUUUAUGUUGAUCCCAGCUUUUGUCGAGCCAAGGAAAUUCAUUUGCGACUUGGGCUUAUGUUCAAAGUGAACACAGACUAUGAAUCUAGUUUAAAGCAUUUUCAGUUAGCUUUGAUUGACUGUAAUCCCUGUACUUUGUCCAGUGUUGAAAUUCAAUUUCAUAUUGCCCACUUGUAUGAAACCCAGAGGAAAUACCAUUCUGCAAAGGAAGCCUAUGAACAACUGUUGCAGACAGAAAACCUACCAGCACAAGUAAAAGCAAUUGUUUUACAACAGUUAGGAUGGAUGCAUCAUAAUGUGGAUCUGCUGGGAGACAAAGCCACCAAGGAAAGCUAUGCUAUUCAGUGUCUCCAAAAGUCUUUGGAGGCAGAUCCUAAUUCUGGCCAGUCUUGGUAUUUUCUUGGGAGGUGUUACUCAAGUAUUGGGAAAGUUCAGGAUGCCUUUAUAUCUUACAGGCAAUCUAUUGAUAAAUCAGAAGCCAGUGCAGACACAUGGUGUUCAAUAGGCGUGCUGUAUCAGCAGCAAAAUCAACCUAUGGAUGCUCUACAGGCCUAUAUUUGUGCCGUACAAUUGGAUCAUGGGCAUGCAGCAGCCUGGAUGGACCUAGGUACUCUCUAUGAAUCCUGCAACCAACCUCAGGAUGCCAUUAAAUGCUACUUAAAUGCAACUAGAAGCAAAAGUUGUAAUAAUACCUCUACACUUGUGGGAAGAAUUAAAUUUUUACAGGCUCAGUUGUGUAACCUUCCACAAGGUAGUCUACAGAAUAAAACUAAAUUACUUCCUAGUAUUGAGGAGGCGUGGAGCCUACCAAUACCCGCAGAGCUUACCUCCAGGCAGGGUGCCAUGAACACAGCACAGCAGGCUUACAAAGGUCAUCAUCCAAAUACUGAACCUGUAUUAGGCCUCAGUCAAAUACCACUUUCACAGCAGUCCUUGCCAGUACAUAUGAUUACUUCCAGCCAAGUAGAUGGCUCAUCCAGCCCUGCCAAGAAGAAAAGAACAUCUAGUCCAACAAAGAAUAGUUCUGAGAACUGGAAUAGAACUGUUUCACAUACUCCAGUACCACAGCAAGUUCAUUCAUUGUAUUUGACACCACAGAAAUUACAGCACUUGGAACAGCUGCGGGCAAAUAGAGAUAAUUUAAAUGCAGCACAGAAACUGAUGCUGGAACAGUUGGAAAAUCAGUUUGUCUUAAUACAAAUGGGACAGACAGGACAAACUACUGGAAUUCCUAAUGGGCCAAUAGCUAACUCAUCACUGCCUACAAACUUUAUGUGUAGCCAGCAACCACAUUCUACUCUGCCUAGACAAUCUAGUGUCUCUCAGCCUGAAGUUCGCUCUGCUUGUUUUGAAAAGCCUUUGUCCAAUGGACCAUUUGCUGGAGGCUGUGCUCCUUUUGGCACAUCAAAAUCACUAGGGAGUACAGACAAUAUUUUGGUAGGCAAUAAUUAUGUAACAGGAAGUGGAAGUAAUGGAAAUGUGCCUUACCUGCAGCAAAACACACUCAUACUACCUCAUACCUGCACAAACCUGACCAGCAGCACAGAAGAGCCAUGGAGAAAACAGCUGUCUGACUCCACUCAGGGGCUUCACAAAGGUCAGAGUUCACAUUUGGCAGGAUCUCAUGAUGAACAACCUCCUUUUCACACUGGGCCUGCCCAGUAUCUCCAGGCAGCUAGCACUGCUAUUCAGAAACAGACUGGACAUCAAACUCUGCCUAGCAAUUCAGUAACACAGGGAGCUGCUCUCAAUCACCUCUCCUCUCAUAUUGCUACCUCAGGUGGACAACAAGGCAUUACCUUUACCAAAGAGAGCAAACCUUCAGGAAAUCGAUCUUUGGUGCCUGAAACAAGCAGGCAAUUUGGAGACACACCUAAUGGCUGUGCUGGUGUCAAAGGACUUUCUAAUCAUGUUCAGCAGUUGAUGGCAGAGCCUGUUUGCAAUCCUAACAAUGGAGAUUCCCUAUCACCAAAUGUACAAAUUUCAGAUAAUCCUCAGAUGUCUGCCUUGUUGAUUGGAAAAGCCAGUGACAGUGAGGGGACUGGAGCCUGUGACAAAGUUAAUAAUUUUCACCCCACUGUUGAUACAAAGAAUAGUAAUUCUGUUGUCUCGUCACCCUCUUCAGUCAUUUCUACUGCAACUCCUUCUCCAAAAUCCGUUGAACAGACAACUACACACAUUGUUCCCAGCCUUAACAGUCCUCACAGGUCAAAUACACUUAAUGGAGAAGGGCUAGAGAACUCACAGAGCUCUGUAAAAACAGACCUGCCUAUAAUUAGCCAAAAACCUGGUCCUCAUGUUAUACCAUCAAUGUCUGUGUCCAUAUAUUCCAGUUCCUCAGAAGUUCUGAAGGCAUGCAGGAAUCUAGGUAAAAAUGGAUUGUCUAAUAGUCAUAUUUUGUUGGAUAAAUGUCCGCCUCCAAGACCACCAACUUCACCAUAUCCUCCCUUGCCAAAAGACAAGUUGAAUCCACCCACACCUAGUAUUUAUUUGGAAAACAAGCGUGAUGCUUUCUUUCCUCCAUUACAUCAGUUUUGUACAAAUCCCAAAAACCCUGUUACAGUAAUACGUGGCCUUGCUGGAGCUCUUAAAUUAGAUCUUGGACUUUUCUCUACCAAAACUUUGGUAGAAGCUAACAAUGAGCAUACUGUGGAAGUGAGAACACAGUUGUUGCAACCGGCAGAUGAAAACUGGGAUCCUACUGGAACCAAGAAAAUCUGGCGUUGUGAAAGUAAUAGAUCUCAUACUACAAUUGCAAAGUAUGCACAAUACCAAGCCUCCUCCUUCCAAGAAUCAUUGAGAGAAGAAAAUGAAAAAAGAAUGCAACAUAAAGAUUAUUCAGAUACUGAAUCCGUAUCUUCAGAUUCUUCUGGAAGAAGAAGGAAAGGACCUUUUAAAACCAUAAAAUUUGGAACCAAUAUUGACCUCUCCGAUGACAAAAAGUGGAAAUUGCAGCUACAUGAGCUAACUAAACUUCCUGCUUUUGUGCGUGUGGUAUCAGCAGGAAACCUUCUAAGCCACCUUGGUCAUACUGUGCUGGGCAUGAAUACAGUUCAGCUAUACAUGAAAGUUCCAGGGAGUCGAACACCAGGUCACCAAGAGAAUAACAACUUCUGUUCUGUUAAUAUAAAUAUUGGUCCAGGUGAUUGUGAAUGGUUUGUUGUUCCUGAAGAUUAUUGGGGUGUUCUCAAUGACUUUUGUGAAAAAAAUAAUUUGAAUUUUCUUAUGAGUUCUUGGUGGCCGAACCUUGAAGAUCUUUAUGAAGCAAAUGUGCCUGUUUACAGGUUUAUUCAAAGACCUGGAGAUUUGGUCUGGAUAAAUGCAGGCACUGUUCAUUGGGUUCAGGCUGUUGGUUGGUGCAACAAUAUUGCCUGGAAUGUUGGUCCACUUACAGCCUGCCAGUAUAAAUUGGCAGUGGAACGAUAUGAAUGGAAUAAAUUGCAAAGUGUGAAGUCAGUAGUACCCAUGGUGCAUCUUUCUUGGAAUAUGGCACGGAAUAUCAAAGUCUCAGAUCCUAAACUUUUUGAAAUGAUUAAGUAUUGUCUUCUGAAAAUUCUAAAACAAUGUCAGACAUUGAGAGAAGCUCUUAUUACUGCAGGAAAAGAGGUUAUAUGGCAUGGACGGACAAAUGAUGAACCAGCACAUUAUUGUAGCAUUUGUGAGGUGGAAGUUUUUGAUCUCCUUUUUGUCACUAAUGAAAGCAACUCUCAAAAGACUUACAUAGUACAUUGCCAAGACUGUGCACGAAAAACAAGUGGAACUCUGGACAAUUUUGUGGUGCUAGAGCAGUACAAAAUGGAGGACCUGAUACAAGUCUAUGACCAGUUUACAUUAGUAAGUGAAUUCAACAUGCUCCUUCGUUGUCAUCAUCCUCCUGAUAAUUGUCCCAUGAAUAUUAAAUGACACCUUUUCUACUCUUCAGGAAAGGUCUGCACCACUGGUUUUGUAGCUGUUUUCAUAAGACUGCUGACUAAAAGCUAUGUCUAUGCAACCUUCCAAGAAUAGAGUAUCAACCAUCUGGAUAUAGGAGAGCACCGCCUAUAUCCCACUAUAAUUAAUUAUCAAAUGUAUUAUGAUACCUGACGAGAAUUGGCAAUGUCAGACUACUGACUUGAAGAUAACCUUUUUCUGUGUUUCUGUAUUUCUGAACUGCUAACUUAGUUUUCUCAUUUAUUUUGCCCUUUGAGAAUUUUCCUGAAAGAAAAAUACUGUUCUAGCUCACUAUUUGGUAAGAUAGUUAACAAAUUCAAAUCUUUAAUCAACUUUUUUUUUAAUGUGAAAUAUUAGAAGAGAAGGUUUUUUGGGUUUGUUUUUUGGAAUUUUUGUUUUUUACCAUUUUAUUUUUUUCUCUAUUGUUUGAGGCCAGAGUGAUUACACUUCUGGUUCUAACAUAAAACUUUAAGAAAAGACUUACUAUCUGAUAGCCAAGACACAAAGAUAAUGGAUUGCACAUAGACUAAGGAGUAAACUUCAGAUUUGUGACUUUUGUUUCUAAUCUUGAUACAGAUUUACACUAUUUAUGAAUACAUAUUUAUUGCUUGAAAAUAUUUGUGAAUGGAAUGUUGUUAUUUUACCUGAGAUUUACCUGCCAUUAAUAUUAAGGGGUUCUGUAAUUUUAGGCACUACUCCUUUUACAUUUUCUAUGUGUAAAUACAACUACUUAGCAUUGUACAGAAACUUUUAUUAAAAUUGUUUAAUGUUUAAAGGGUUUUCCACUGUUUGAGUUUUAAAAAAGACUUUGUGUAAAGUCAUAGCCUAUGUUCAUUUUCAGAUCUGAUUAUAUGUAUUUUAUAUAUACAUAUAUAUUCACACAUAUGUAUAACAUAUAGAAAUAAAAAUAUAUAAUUGUAUAAAGAUAGAUUUAAAAAUUUUCACAUCUGUGAUAGUUUUUGAGGUGCCUACUGUAAAGUAUUGCUUACAAAAAUAUGUUUAUUUUUAAAGUAAAAGACUUUCAGUCUGGUUUAGUAAAUUACAGUUAAGCCAAUAAUAGCUGGCAAAAUGUAUAUUAGAAAAGAAAAGGAUUUGGGGUUUUAAAAGGAACAUUAUAGAAAUUUGUUAAAUCUUACUUAUCACUUUGUUAUAGAAAAGAGAUUCAGAAUGAGGAGGAUGGCUUCUGCUUUAAAGGACACAUAUGUUAAAUUAAUUAUUUUUUAAAGUUAGGUAACUUCAAAAUUCUGUGCUGUUUGUUGAAUAUGUCUGAAGAAGGAAGGAGGGGAAAUGUUAAAAUUCUGUAACACUAGUAAAUGUUAAAUUCUAUAAAGGCUUUUAUUUUAUCUGAACAAAUGACUUGUACUAACCUUAGUAUCUCAUUUUAUAGUAAUACCUGGUUUCUUCUCCUGUUUUCUGAAAAAUUUGGCUUAUGUUCUCAUUUUUAACACAGUAUAUACUAAGAGUUUUCAAAGGUGCUUUGGUGGAGUUGUAUAAAUGAAGUUAUGCAAAUGUCUAAAGAGAAUUUAUAAUCUUACCUGCUGAAAUGCCUUGAUGAUUGUAUUAAUGGAAUACCUUUUUUCCAAUUUUCAAGUAUUCUGGCUUCCUAGAAAUAGUUCAAAGAAAAACUUGGAAUAUUUUAUUAAGCUGGGUAAUAAUUUUUCAAGUUUUAAAAUAUUUUUAAAAGUUAUUUUUUUUUUGAGACAGUGUGCACAUGUGCAUGUGUGAGCAGGGUGGAUCAGACGGAGAGAAAGAGAAUCCUAAGCAGGCUCCACAUUAGGUACAGAGCCCAACACAAGGCUCGAUCCCAUGACUAUGAGAUCAUAACCUGAGCCGAGUGAGAUGCACCCCUAAAAUCUUUAUUUAUUUAUUUAUUUUUAACAGAGAGAAAGCACAAGUGAGCAGGGAAAGAAAGCAAGGGAGAGGGAGAAUGCCAGGCAGGUUCUGUACUGUCAGUGUAGAGCCCCAUCUCACAAACCAAACUGUGACCUGAGCUGAAAUCAAGAGUCUGACAUUUAACCAGUUGAGCCACCCAGUUGCCGCCUCAGGAUUUAAAAUCUUAACAGCAUUUGUCAUGUGUAAAUAAUUUCAGAGGAAAAUAAUUACAGUUAUUUUUUAAUUAAGUACUACAUGCUGCUCAGAUAUUUUAUCUGCUAUUAUUUUUGUGAUUCUCUUGUAAAUGCUCUUAUCCAGCAGGCAUUAAUAAUAAGAGUCUAAGACAUAACAUUUUUCCUUCUAAACAAGAGUUACAAAAUCAACCAUCAGGAAACAAUGAUUAUAAGGUACUAGUACCAUAAGUGAAUUUUUCAUAACCAUUUCUUUUUUGUAUUAGUUACAAAACAUUAUCUCCUCUCUUUUUGAGAUACUGCCCAAAUUAAGGUAAAUUGAAUUUGUUGAAUUGACCUAGAUAUGAAAAUGACUUAAUUGUGUUUCUUCAUAAAUUAUAUGUGUACUAUAUGUUAAGAAUUCUACUUUGCAGAAGUUCAGUCUUUUUUUUUUCUUUUUAACUUUUUAAAUGUGUAUUUAUGUUUGAGAGAGAGACAGUGUGAGUACAGAAGGUGCAGAGAAAGAAGGGGAGGAACAGAAUCCGAAACAGGCUCCAGGCUCUGAGCUGUCAGCACAGAGCCCGAUGCAGGGCUCAAACUCACAGGCUAUGAGAUCAUGACCUGAGCUGAAGUCAGACACAACCAAUUUGAGCCACACAUGCUCCUCUCAAUUAAAGAAAUUUUUAUCAUGGCACACAUAUUAUUGAGAAAAAGACUCUAGUCCACAAAUUAUACGAAAUACCAGAUAUUAAUCCAGAAAGAGUGAACUUGGUCAUAAUCCUUCUGUUACAGUUUAAGUAGGUUUUCUUUGUGGCAUAUAAUUUACCAAUUUGCAUUUGUGCCAUGAAUAUGCAAUUUAACUUGCUUAAUCUAUUAUAUACCAAAAUCCUAACUUCUACAUUAUCCAAAGAAAUAAAUUGAAAAUUAGGACCUCUGUAUAUGUAUGUCAGUCAUACUCAAAGUAGGCUGGAGCUAAAAAGCCAGCAAACCAGAAAAGGACAUUACAAGGAAGUGAAAGUAGAGCAAAGAAGAAAGCUGAGACAAGGAGGUAAUGUUGGUUACAUAAAAAGCUUUUGGAAAAACCUGUGUCAUGAAUCUUGAAAAGAUAAUAAACCAAAACAGUGUUAGUACAACAAGUGACAUUAGACUGAGCAGCUUUAGUAAAGUAAUGGGAGUAAAGAUGGAUUGCUGUGUAAGGGUAAGAUUAUGAUUGUAAGAUUCAGGUUGCAUCCAGAAACCCCCCAGAUAGGAAAUUACUGUUGUUCAGUUUAUACAAGACAGAUUGCUAAUUUCAUUUAUUUUAUUUCUUUAUUAUUAUUAAGGGUUUUUUUGCUUGUUUGUUUGUUAUCUGUGUACCCACAUGGGGCUUGAACUCAUGACCCUGAGAUAAAAAUUUGUAUGCUUUUCAAUUGAGCUAGCAAGGCACCCCCCAGGUUACCAUCUUUAAGCAACAUUUUUGUACCUGUUGACCUAGAGCGGUUUAUACUAUUGUUCUGUUUCAAUAUUUGAAACACCCAGAUAAUGUUUUGCUUUGGAAGUAAGCACUGCAUGCCUGUUUGUUUUUAGUAUGACAUAAUUAUACCAUACUAUCAUGCACUAAUUCUAUUUUAAUUAUUUUGACUGUUUUAAUUCUCACAGUGAUCCUUUGAGGAAGGCAUUCAUUUAUCUUUACCCUACAGGUAAGGGGACAAGGGAUGAAAAGAUAAAGGUUUAAAUUCUGUCUGUAAUGACUCCAGAUUUAAGUGCUUAUUCAGUCCCACAACAGGAAAGUUGGAAUUGUAAAAUGCUUACAAAUCUUUGUGUUAGAGGAAUCUUUUCAUUAUACUAUCUUUGAAUUUGAUAGCCUGCAGACCGGCCAUGUAUGUUUUGUUUCUUAAUUCCAUAUUUAUUUUCCCAUAACUGUGCAUUCACAUGUAAUGGCAAAGAACUAAUACAGUGGUCUUGUAUACAUUUUAGUCACUUUCCCCAAAGGCACCAUACUGCAAAACUAUAGUAUAGUAUCUUAGCCAAGAUAUGGACAUUGAUAUAGUCAGUGUACAGAAUUUUGCUUUUCACCACUUGGAUCCCUCAUGUUGUCUUCUAAUAUUCAGACCCACUGCCAUUUCUUGCCUUUACCUGUCCUUGAACAUGGCAACAUCGUUACAUUCUUUCUCUAAGGUAGCCAUUUCAAGAAUUUUCUAAAGGGAACCAUAAAGCAUGUCACUUUUUUCGAUAAGGGCUUCUUUACACAUAGUAUAAUCCGUGGAGAUGUCUCAAUUGUUUUAAGUAUCAGCUUUCUGAUUUUAUUGCUGAGUAGCAGUCAUGGUAUGGAUAUACCACAAUUUAUGUAGCCUUUCAUUCACUGAAGAACAUCCCUUUGGCUUUUUGCGUUAUAUUCUUUAUGUAUAUGAGAGGUUUUUGGGUGGAUAGAGAUUUUAUGUGGGACAAAUGGCUAAGAGGACAGCUGCUAGGUUGCACAUACAGUUUAAACAUUUUUUUCUAGAGUGAUUUUACCAUUUUACACUCCUUUAAAUUUUGAGGAAUUUUUUUCAAGUAAUGAAAAUUUCUCAUAUUUUUCAUUAUCCUGUUAUUGGUACAGGAUCUGUAGUGCUGUCUUAUCCUAAUUCUGAGUAGCGUUUGUGAUUUUGCACAUACUUGCCAGCCUUGUUAGAUGUUUACCAAUAUUUCCUUCUUUGUUUUGAAGAACCAGAAUUUUGUUUUACUGAUUUCUUCUGUUUUGCCCAUUUUGUUGAUUUCUCUUUGUUGUUAACUAUAUCCUACGCAUUACUUUGGGUUUGCUUUAAUGUGUUUGGUUUUGUAAAGGUAGGAACUUAUGUUUUAGAAGUCGUCUUUUACUAUAAUCAGUACAAUAAAUUCUUUUUUCAGUGCUUUA